CAAAUACCUCUCCCUGCCUCAGUUUCCUCCUCCUCCUGCCUCGAUGUGGCCAUUCUCUCUCUCAAAUCUUCUUCAUAUUUAACCCCAAUCCCUCUCUCUGAAUUACACAAACCGUAUCAAGAACCGAAAGCCAUGAUCUUUACAUCAAAAACCCACCUUUCAGAGAAACUGGAACUAUUCCUCCCUGUUCUCAUCUUCUGCUGUUUGUCCGGUCGUGCAGCAUGCCAAUCGUCCAUAUACGAAGCCCUGAAAGCCAACGGGCUGCCCGCGGGCCUGUUCCCCAAGGGGGUGAAGAAUUUCACCCUCGAGAGCUCCGGCAAAUUCCAAGUCUAUUUGGACCAGGCUUGCAAUGCCAAAUUCGAAAACGAAAUUCACUACGACAGGAAUGUCUCCGGCAAUCUCACCUUCGGGUUGAUCGGCGGGCUGUCCGGGGUUUCCGCGCAGGAUUUGUUCUUGUGGUUCCCUGUUAAGGAGAUCCGGGUCGGGUUGCCCAGCUCCGGGUUGAUUUACUUCGAUGUUGGCGUGGUUUCCAAGAAGUUCUCUCUGUCUUCCUUUGAGACUCCCAGAGAUUGUGUUGCGGUUCAGGUUGCUGAUCUUGAUGAGGAAACUCCCCCAAAGAACAUAAACGGCGAGCUCCAGUACAAGCUUGAACACACUGAUAGUGGCAUUGCUGUAUCUUGAUAGUUCCAAUUUUGCAUUGUUUCUUCUUCACUUGUGUUCAAGAAAUUCAAAUCAUAUGCCGGUUCAAGUCUUCAAGAUGGCUACGGGGAGUGAAUGUGUUGUAUCAUGUAAAGAUAUAUUUAUAGAACAGCACGCACGCGAAGAGAUCGGUUGGUAAAUUUCAUUGUGCAGAAAAGCUGUGCUGUGCUGGAUUUUUGUUU
Messenger RNA from Cuscuta campestris, 881 nucleotides. NCBI's taxonomy places the organism in Eukaryota, Viridiplantae, Streptophyta, Magnoliopsida, Solanales, Convolvulaceae. The record is from the annotation of a GenBank genome assembly.